Messenger RNA from Erpetoichthys calabaricus (reedfish), 5914 nucleotides. It is a transcript of the gene cdon, whose product is annotated as cell adhesion associated, oncogene regulated. Gene Ontology annotation, biological process: axon guidance; cell-cell adhesion; nervous system development. NCBI's taxonomy places the organism in Eukaryota, Metazoa, Chordata, Cladistia, Polypteriformes, Polypteridae. Gene Ontology annotation, cellular component: axon; plasma membrane. The transcript is spliced from 20 exons. Gene Ontology annotation, molecular function: protein binding. The record is from RefSeq and is a predicted model, not a curated record. Bases 378 to 4151 code for a protein of 1257 amino acids.
CUGAACCUCGCCUCUCCCCUUUUCUACGUAGCCGGGGGUGGGCUGCAGCUCGGCCAGCCCCGUCCCCUCCAGUAUGUGUGUGUGUGCGCGCACCAGGCGCCGCCGCACUCUGUUAGUCCCUGACUGUUUGGCGGAGAGCACUUCGGCACCACUCCACCACCGUCCAACUCUGACCAAACUUUCUCCGUGUCUCGGCACGGCUUCUCCGCCCCACGCCAGCCUCCCAUGGAGGGUCCCGUGCGGAUCUACCGCGGGAAGGAUGCGCGUUCCAGCGUGGCCCCCGUCGCCGCGGCUGAGCCGCCACUGUGAAGCAGAGGGCUCCUCUGGCCACAUCGCUCUCCUGCUGCGGCCCCCGUUUGUGUGGCAGAUGCGCUGUGAUGGGUCCUCUUUCGCUCAUCCUUCCUGGAUUUGUCUGGCUGCUCUUCGCCGGCUGGGUUUCCUGCUCAGAAGUUUCUCCUCACUUCCUCCUGGAGCCCCUAUCCACCUCCCAGAAGCUUGGCGGUCCAGUCGAGCUUCAGUGUGCUGUGGAGCCUGCCUCGUUCCCACUUUCCUGGCUGUUUAAUGGUCAGCCGCUGGUGGGGCAGCUCCUCUCCGGAGUUGAGGUCUCGCAGGGACGACUGUCCAUUCCGUCUCUACAGCCCCACCAUGUCGGACGAUACCAGUGCCUGGCUGGUGAUGCCACAGCAGCUUUGGUCAGCAGGAAUUCCUACAUCUCCAUUGCCGAUCUGUCUGAAUUUGAGGAGCUGCCUCAGAGAUCAUUAACGGUCGAGGAAGGCGGCACUGCCCGCAUUGGGUGUCAUCUGCCACACAGCGUCCCCGCAGCCCAGGCUCGCUUCCGCUUUCGAGGAAAGUGGCUGGAACCCGAGGCAGAUAAAUACAUCAUUCUGCCUUCUGGCAGCCUGCAGAUCCUGUCCGUGUCGUCCCAGGACCAGGGAGUCUACAAGUGUGGAGCCUUUAACUCAGUGACUCGAGAGCUCAAGGUGGAACGACAUGGCACCCGGCUCAGUGUCCAAGGCCGGCAGCGGGACUCUCCUCUCCGGAUUCUGCACCCCACCUCUACCCAAGUUGUCACGCCACUUCUCUCGGACUCUCUGACCCUGGAGUGCGUCACUGCUGGCGGCUCUCCCACCACUGUGCGAUGGACCCGUGGAGGACGGGAACUUCCCGAGACAGGUCGCCGGCGGAUCCAUCAUGGAAACCUGCAGUGGGACAGCUUGAGGGAGACCGAUACGGGGGAAUACCAGUGUGUCGCCGAGUCGGAGGCUGGUGAGACUCAGACAGCCAGUUACACCAUGCAAGUCUUGGAGCCCACCUCACUGCUGCGUCCACUUGCAGACCAGACUGUGCCCCUGAAAUCAACGGCCCGCUUUACCUGUAUGGCUGCAGGUGACCCAGUACCCAAUGUCACGUGGUUGCACAAUGGUGUGCCUCUCCAUCCAUCUCCACGAUACCAGCUUUCUAAGACUCGACUUCGCAUCCUUUCUGUCGAGGUGGCUGAUGGUGGUCUUUACCAGUGCUUAGCGGACAAUGGCUUGGGUUCAGUACAGUCCAGUGCCCAACUGAUUGUCGAGUCGGGCCCCGCCUCUAAGCCGGUCAUUUCUCUGCAUCCGUCGGACGUGAAGGUCUCUGAGGGAGACUUUGUUUCCCUUUCCUGUAACGCCACUGGUCACCCACCCCCUCUGAUUCGAUGGUAUGAUUCUCAAGGGCCAAUCAGCAGCCACCCUUCCCUCCUGCUCCUCUCCCAGGCUCCUCACGACUCUGCGAAGACCUCUGCAGGUGAAACGCUUCAUGUGGCAAUGUCCAGGGCUGGCACCAGUUUGUUGUACAUUCAGGCGGCCACUCAGUGGCACUCGGGCAAAUACGUGUGUGAAGGCACCAACGAGAUGGGCAGCGUGCAGGCUGAAGCCUUUAUUUCUGUGGCACCCCUUGAAAGCACCACCCUAUCUUCUGCCACACCCUCGGGUGGCGUCGGCUUGGUGCAAGGUGACGAGGGUGAAGACUACAGUGAGGGUUUAGGUGAAGACAAAUCCACGUCCCCUACAACCAGGAGCAGCGGUGGUGCCACUCCUGAGGCACCCAUCAUCCUCAGCGCCCCGCAGACCCACAAACCCGACACCUACGAUCUGGUGUGGCGGCCUGGACGUGACUGGGGGACUCCAAUCAACGCCUACUUUGUUCGCUAUCGCAAGCUGGAUGACAAAGGGAACAUGGUGGGAGCUUGGCACUCGGUGAGGGUGCCAGGCAGCGAGAAUGAGCUGCGACUCACCGAACUGGAUCCCUCUAGCCUCUAUGAGGUGCUCAUGGUUGCCCGCAGUGCAGCGGGCGAGGGACAACCGGCGAUGCUCACCUUCCGUACCAGUAAAGAGAGGACUUCUUCAUCCUCAAAGAAGAUCCCACAAGUUCCUUCCAUUCCCGCCAGCGUGCCAAAGCGGCAGCCGUUGGACGAGGGGCUGCACACCAACUAUGGGGUGGUGGUUCCAGACCUGUCCCGACACAGUGGGGUACCCGAGGCUCCGGACCGCCCUACGGUUUCCAUGGCAACACAGAGUUCCGUUUACGUGACUUGGAUCCCGAGGGCUAAUGGCGGUUCUCCCAUCACUGCCUUUCGGGUGGAGUACCGCCGCCUGGGCCGCAACUCUGACUGGAUGGUAGCAGCUGACAACAUCCCACCCUCCAAGUUGUCAGUGGAAGUGAAGAACCUAGAGGCAGGGUCUGCCUACAAGUUCCGCGUGAGUGCGAUAAACAUGUAUGGGGAGAGUCCACACAGUGCUGCCUCGCGCCCUUAUCAAGUGGCAGGUUUCAGCAACAGGGUCUCCAACCGGCCGAUUGCAGGACCACGCAUUGACAACACCGAGGCCAUCAGUGACACCCAGAUCAUGCUGAGAUGGACAUACACGCCGUCAAGCAACAAUAACACUCCGAUCCAGGGCUUCUACAUCUACUACCGGCCCACCGACAGUGACAACGACAGCGACUACAAGAAGGACAUUGUCCAAGGGACCAAACACUGGCACCUCAUCAGCCAGCUGCAGCCAGAGACUUCAUACGACAUCAAGAUGCAGUGCUUCAAUGAGGGUGGCGAGAGCGAGUUCAGCAACGUCAUGAUCUGUGAGACCAAGGUGAAGCGGGCCCCUGGUGCCUCGGACUUCCCCGUCGUCCUACCUGAUGACCUGGUGACUCCGUCAAACCCCCUGGAACGUGGAGUAGGUAGUGGCUCCCAUAGUCCUGUGCUGCACAGUAGAGACACCCUGUACUUGAUUGUGGGCUGCAUGCUUGGCCUGAUGGUGCUCAUCCUUGUUGUGUUCAUCUGCAUCUGCCUGUGGAAGAGCCGCCAGCAGCACACACAACAAAAGUAUGACCCCCCAGGGUACCUGUAUCAGGGGGCAGAGAUGAAUGGCCACAUGGAGUACACCACACUGCCCGGCACCAGUUUGAUUAAUGGUGGUGUUCACAGCAGCUACGUGUCCAAUGGCUCUCUCUGCAAUGGUUGCCCGCAUCUGCACCACAAAGUGUCUGGAGCAGGAACAGCUACUCUCAAUGGCGGUACAGGCUGCCCAUGUUAUGAGAUGUCCCUCGGCUACGAGCACACCACACCACACCUUCGAAAUGGAGGUGGGAUGUAUAAAGCUUUACCCCAGAUGGAUCCCUCGGAGUGUGUUAACUGUCGAAACUGUCGCAACAACAACAGAUGUUUCUCCAAGUCCAACUACAGCCUCCCUGUUGUUCACAGAGUGUCGCCGUGCCGGCAGGACAGUCUGGAGAUGGUGCCUUUGAACCACGCGCCUUCGACCCCUCGCUGCGACUCCAGCUCGGUCAGUGAGGGCCAUGGAGACUCUGGUGAUGGGGUAAAGGGAGUUCAUGUUCCCGCAUCCUCCACGGAACUGCCUUGCACUUUCUCCAGUGAGCCAAACGAACUGCAUGCCUGCUGCCAGCUUGGGGAUGUGCAGGCAGCGCCUCAAGGCGAAGAGCAGCCAGAGCAAAGCCUGACCCCAGAAUUGGAGGGCUCCAGUUUGUGUUGGGAUGCGCUGGUUUUCUCCCCAUUGGACUCUGAAGAGACGGCCGCCUGGACGUCGGAGUGCUCGACGCUGGGCGGCUGUGCUAUGGACAACUGUGCUGGAGUGUUCAGACGGACACAGCUACAGGACUCCUGAGCACAUUUAUUUAUUUUUAUUUUUUAGUAGUGAAAUAUUUGAUAUGAAUGUAUCAGUUUCAAAAGAGUUUUUGCCUAUUAUAUUAUUAUUAUUAUUAUAUUAUAAUUAUUUAUGCUUUCUGAUGAAAAUGUCUCCACGGAGAGGGGACACGGGCCGUUGUGUGUGUAUAAAGGUAUGAAAUAAUAUAAAAGACGCAGGACUUUUCUUCUGAGCUUAUCACUAGAGAGAGAGAGAGAGAGAGAGAGAGAGAGAGAGAGUGUGUGUUUGUGUGUGUGUUUGCUGAACCGUCUUUUCUCUUUUGUAAAAACUGACCACCCAGUGUCUCUUGCCCACCUUUGCAUAUUUUUACUUUUGAGGCAUACUUUGCUUCUCACUCCUGGGUUUGUUUGGGAUCCCCCCUUCUUCCUCGUACCCUUAUUUCUCAUCCUGAGCUUAUUGGACAUUUCAGCACUUGCCGCUUCUGCUGCCCCCUCUUUAACCCCCCCCCCCCAUUUCUAGCAUCUUCUAUUUUACUCUUGUCACCUUGUGCCUGCUUGUUUCCAAGCUUUAUUGGAUUAUGUGGCCCCCUAGUGGCUAACGUGAUGAACUGUAAGCCUAAAAUAACACGUUUUUCAGCGCCUCUCGUAUUAUAACACUAAGUACUCAAACAUUUUAGGACGUGUGGUCCUAAAAAUGUGCACUUCGUUGUAAACUCUAAACACGUAUAUACCAAGUCACAUGGGGGGGGGCGCUGUGCUUUAAUUAGAAUAAACUUUUCUGGCCCCCUAGUAAAAUGCCCGCCCGGUUGCUGCUAUCCGCAUAUCGGGUAAUUUAACUUUUGAUUUAAAAUCAAGGUGAAUGUUUUAGCCCCAAUUAGUUUGCGAGUAAUAUAUAUAAUCGAUGGUCACAUCUGCUUAAACCACUUCAGGGUCAUGACAGGCUGGAGUCAAUCCUGAUAGCACUGGGCAGGGUGCCAGUCCAUUGCAGGACUUGCUCACACAGCUGAUCGCCACUUGCAAUUCUAAGCUACGGUGACAACAACUAGCGAUUCAGGCCUGUUUAUUGUCACCUCCAUCAUCCGCUCUCCGUGUGGCUGCUUUCCAUUUGCUGUUUUUAUUUUUCUUCUCACGUUCUGAUGCCAGCCCAGUUUGUCAUGGCCCUCCUUUUAAUCUUCUAGAUGCACACACCUUUGUUGGCAAUUUGUGACCUCUUGUCAUCUGCCCCGCUUUUUAUUGCCCAUUCUGUGUUGGUGUGUGUAUAUGUGUGUGUGCCAGCCUGUGCCCAUCCUGCCGGGCGCUGACGCCUCUGGUAACCCUGGGCACCUCUACGAGUGACGUUUGCACCCCUUCUACCACCAGUGCUUAGCUUUUUGUUGAUUUCUUCCUUACCAAGAGUGAGUCUGUGUACAGUUUUGUGGACUUUUGUAUUUGUGACAAUCCUGCAAUGUAAAGAGAAAGAGAAAGUUAUUUUUCUAUUUGAAAGUUUUCUAGUCUACAGUCUCUGCCAGAAGUCCUGGUUUAUUUAUUCUCCGUUGUUUUUUUAUAUAUUUUUUUUUCUCCUGUAUUCUGCUUCAUACUUGCCGGCUCUCCUGUGUUGUGUAGUCUCUGAUGCUUGAGCGACCCAAUGGUGGACCCCCACCCCACCCAACAAAGGCAAAGCCUUACCUACCGAGCGGUCGCCCACGGAGCUCGGGUCUCUUUCACUAUGUAAAUAUUUACAGCGCCGCCGCUCAGGGCUCGGCUCCCGGAUGUAUUCAGUUCAUAAUAAACCUGCACUUCCUUCUG